Messenger RNA from Drosophila eugracilis, 2282 nucleotides. It is a transcript of the gene CPT2, whose product is annotated as carnitine O-palmitoyltransferase 2, mitochondrial. The transcript has 3 exons. Gene Ontology annotation, molecular function: carnitine O-palmitoyltransferase activity. Gene Ontology annotation, biological process: fatty acid beta-oxidation. The coding region runs from base 103 to 2106 and encodes 667 amino acids. The record is from RefSeq and is a predicted model, not a curated record. Lineage: Eukaryota; Metazoa; Arthropoda; Insecta; Diptera; Drosophilidae. Gene Ontology annotation, cellular component: mitochondrion.
UCUGAAUUGUUGUUGCGCUUUCUGUGUUGGACUUUGAAACGUUGCUGCUCGAGCUUAAACAACAAAAGUUACUCAAUUCACACAGCUAUCGAGUGAGAAGCCAUGUUCCGGACACGGGUGCACCGCAAUCUGUCGUGGAUCUCGACAAAUUCGUCUCGAACCACGACCACUCAUGGCCAGCAUUACCAAUAUCUACAGUGUUCCAAGCUACCGACGCUGUAUUUCCAGCGCUCCUUACCAAGGUUACCCAUUCCUCUACUGGAAAACAGUUGUCGGCGCUUCCUGGAAGCCACGCAGCCGUUGCUCUCUUCGGCAGAGCAGACGGAAACAAAGCGAACGGUGGAGCAAUUCCGCCAGGGAAUUGGAAUGGAGUUGCAUGCAAAAUUAAAGAACCACGAUGCAGAUAACAAGCAUACUAGCUAUAUAUCACAGCCCUGGUUCGACAUGUAUCUGGCCGAUCGGGCGCCCCUGCCUCUCAACUAUAAUCCGCUGCUGGUGAUGAAAAGCGACCCGCGACCGGAGUACCAAGCCCAAGUGGUAAGGGCAACAAACCUAAUCAUCAGCUCGCUGCGAUUUUGGCGAUCCCUGCAAUCGGAUCUCCUGGAGCCGGAGGUCUACCACAUGAAUGCCAAGAAAAGCGACACCGCCAGCUACCGCAGGUGGAUGAAAGUGGCCCCUAAGGCAUUUGCCACAUACGCCUCGUACGCCUUUAAGGCAUUCCCGCUGGACAUGAGCCAGUACAACCGUCUUUUCGGCACAUCCAGGAUUCCCAGAAUUGGCAUAGAUGAAUUGGUUCAGUCGCCAGACUCCAAGCACAUUCUGGUGAUGCGACGCGGUCAUAUGUAUGCUGUCAAUGUCCUAGACUCGAGCGGUUACAUCGAGAGCCCAAGUGUGAUUUUGGGCAGGCUAAGGGCUGUAAUCAAGCUGGAUGCAGACCGCGAGGCAGCCGAUGUUCCACUUGGUGUUUUCACCUCUGGACAGCGAGAUGAGUGGGCCAAAAGCAGGCAGCAGUUUGUCAGUAACCCCAAGAAUGCCAAUCUUCUGCAGAGCGAGGUGGAUGCGGCACUGUUCUGUGUUUGCUUGGAUGGAGAAGAGGAUGGAGUCUUUGACGAGGACAGGCAAGAGCCACUUCUCAAGCAUCUACUGGCGGGGAAGGCGCAGAAUCGUUGGUUCGACAAAUCCAUAUCCCUGUUAAUCAGCGCGGAUGGCACCACGGCGAUAAACUUCGAGCACUCGUGGGGUGAUGGUGUUGCUGUGCUCCGCUAUUUUAACGAGCUAUACAAGGACACUCUCAAGCAGCCGUUUGUUUCAACGGAGACGGUGCAUACUCCUGCGGAAGGGGAUUUCAGUAAUGUACGACCCAUAAACUUCGAGAUCGACGAUGCCACAAAGUCGGCGGUUUUGGAAGCCUUUAAUAAAAAUGCCAGCAUUGUAGAUAGUCUGGACAUGAACCUGCUGAAGUAUCCACAUAUUAACAAGCCAACUUGCAAGCAGUACGGCCUUAGUCCCGAUUCCAUCAUCCAGCUGGCCUUUCAGCUAGCCUAUCGACAAGCCUACAGUGGCUAUGUGGGCAGUUACGAGUCCUGUAGCACCUCCGCUUUCCGGCAUGGACGCACGGAAACGAUGCGACCGUGUACAAAUGCCACCAGGGACUUUUGUGAGGCUAUCCUGCAGCCGGAAAGGAGCAAACCUAGUGCGGCAGAACUGCGAGCGAUGAUCGACAAAUGCAGCAAGGUACAUGGCCAACUCACCAAGGAGGCGGCUAUGGGCCAAGGUUUUGAUCGACAUCUCUUCGCCCUUCGGCACACGGCCCAAAAGGAGGGAAUACCCCUUCCCGAUCUCUACGAAACAGAGGCUUAUAAACGCAUUAAUAACAACAUCAUCAGUACCUCAACUCUGGGAUCAGAUGCCCUGCUAGCGGGUUCAUUCGGUCCGGUAGUUAGGAAUGGCUUCGGAAUUGGCUAUUCGAUCCAAAACGAUUUUGCAGGCGCUAUCGUCACCACCUACAAAAACCAGGCCGAUGGAAAAGUCUUUAUAGACAGCCUGGAAUCGGCAUUUGAUAAAAUUUGCGCUGUCAUUCAGCAAAGCAGCAGUGGACAGAAAUAGGAGAAAACCCCAAGGAGUCCAGCCCCGUCGUACGAUAAUAAGGCUUAAAAAAAAAAAAAAAAAGAGAUUUAUUUUAAUGCUUUUACACUGUAUCCCAAAUGUCUGAAUUGCAAUAUCUUACUUCUAGCCUUAGAAUUUAUAGAUUAUACACUGAAAACAUUCUACCCCAUCUUAAA